Molecule: messenger RNA, 3796 nt
Organism: Salvia miltiorrhiza (redroot sage)
Lineage: Eukaryota; Viridiplantae; Streptophyta; Magnoliopsida; Lamiales; Lamiaceae
Exons: 4
Coding region: 2684-3577 (297 amino acids)
Source: RefSeq, a predicted model, not a curated record
UAUCUCUGUAUAUAUUUAUUUAAGGUGGAAAAUAUGAAAAAAAAAUAUUAUAACAUCAACAUCUUACUAUGAUAUUAUCAUGAACUGACGUGAAAAUGUGUUGUUGAAACAAAAAUAAAAAAGAUCAUGUAGAAAAUAUGUGAAAAGAGUGAAAAAAUUAUAAAUAUAUAUUUCCAUUAUUUUUCAUUAAAAAGAACGCACCAUUAAAGAUUAGAAAAAAAGAGAUAAAAAUAAUAAUAAAAAAAAAAAUCACUUUUUGGCUAAAAGUAUUAUUUUGUUCUUGAUUUACGUAAAUUAACCUUGAUUCAUAACUAAAAAGUAUUCAUGUGAAUAUAAGCAAAAUAUGAUCCAAUUCACAAAUAAAAUAUAAGCAAAAUGUAACCAAUCCGCAACUAAAACCUCCAUAAUUGUAAUUUAUUAUAAUAAUAACAAUGAUAAAAUUGUGAUAGUAAUUCUUUUUAUAUUUUUUAUAUUAAUCUGAAAUAACUGAUUUUUAUCUUUAUAAUAACGGCAGUUAUAUUUUUUUUUUUUACUUGACAGUUAUAUUUUAUUAAUUCACUUUAAAAAUAGCGACAAUAAAAGCGGAUGAGAUCCUCGGCUCAAAAUGAUUACAUGUUGAUUUUCCUCAAUUUAUUUCCCUAAUCGUUGUCCUUUUCACUACACUCGCUGUUAAGUUUGUCAAAAUGAUAACUAUAUCAAAUUAAGUUGAAUUCCGAAUCGUAUGGUAUACUUAUUUUAUAUGUCUCAUAUUAAUAUAAUCAUGUAAGAAAUUUGUUUAUUAAUACUCCAUUGAACAAAAGUAUAUAUUACUGUAAAUUCAAGGCCUAUUAUUAUUGCGCCAUAGGUCAAUCUCCUUUUAAAAUGAACAAGAUACCAAGUGGCACAUGCGGUUAGUAAUUAAUUAUUAACUACAUUAAUUUCGUUUACCAAUACAGUAAGCAGAAUCUUUUAUUUACUCACACUUUAUAAUUACAAAUUUUAUGUAGUUUUUAUAUUUCUUUGGUAAACUAAUAAUAAAUAAAACAAGUUUUAUGUACGUUGUUGAUAAUCAUUUACUAACAGAACUGAUCACCUACCUACCGUGGACAAAUAUAACGUACCCACCACUGAGAUAAAAUAAAAUUGAAGUAUUCCCUAAAAUAGAAUAGAGGAUUUGCCUAACACUGAAUAUCUCUAACUGCUAGUAUUUUAUUUGGUCAAAUAAUUUUUGAGGUUAGUUGUAACUGAAUGACCACUAAUGACCUAAUUUAUAAUUACAUCAUCGUUUUUAAAGUGUAAACGAAAUUACACGUAUGUUCACAAACAAUGAUGGCCUCUUAUAUUAAUUAUUUAGUACUACUAUAUAUACUUCACCGUUCUCUUUCUUAGAGAUUUUUAAAAAUAUACACAAUCUAUUGUUUUUUACAAUUGGGAUCACCCCAAUAUUUUUCAUAAAUAUAUGAUUCAUUCCUUCAAUACACACACAUACACUAUAUAUGACAUUUAUUUAUUAAUUACUCGAAUGCUUCUGAGUUCUGACUUGUAUAUUUUCGUAAAAUUUGAACUUAUGAAUCUCCUUCUAAUAUCGGAUUUAGACGUUUAAAUAGAAGCGAUCGAAUAAGAUAAAACGCACAACUAUUUAAAGAUCAAUUUAAUUAAACGCUAAAGGGAAUUUAAUUUUUUUAAACUAGAGUUACUCUUACCAGACAAAAUCGAUAAUAAUUAUGAAUCACGAUCCACGGUUUAAAAUCAUGAAUUAUUGGUCAUAUGAAUAUGAUACUAUAUAUUUUAUUAUUCAAUAUGGUACGAAUAUUAAUAAAUGUUGGAUCAAAUGAUAGUUGGAAACUUGAAUGCAUAUUUGAACGAUAAAAUGGUUGCAAAUCCAAAUUCGAAUAAUGUAGUUUUCCAUGUGUGGCCCUUCCUGGAAACGUACUGCUGUUGUUGUAUGCCUUUGAUCAUUCAAAUCCAAAAGCAAAUAAAUUUUGUGGCCCUUUCAAUCAUUCCGGUUUCUCUAUUCUAUUCUAUACACAGGACAAAUUAAAUGGGAUAUGAGUUGAACUUAUCAAACUAAUAUUAUUUUGAACAUGACACGAAUUCAACAUGUGCGGCUAAGCAAUCAAAUAUCCGGUGUCUCACUACCUUUUUUUUUUUUAAUUUCAUUUUUGAAUGCAAUUUAGUUUUAAUUUUAUAAUAACUAAUUAGAGUUUAUUCCACCUAAUUAAAAUAUAUAAUUAUUUUUAAUCAUUUAAAUUCACUCUUAUUAAUUAAUAAUCCAUCACUAAAGUUGAUAAAUUCAAAGUAAGAAUAUAUAAAAAAAAAAUAACUUAAAUCUUUGACAUAAUUAAAAGUAAAAAAAAAAAGCGCACACACACACACUCUAGCUCUCUAGGUGACUCGAACCCCGACCUAUUAGUUGGAGGAGAAGCGUCUUACCAACAGACUGCGCUUCAUCGUCAACAUAAUUAAAAGUUAAGUAUGACUUGCAUACAAAAAUUUAUGAAACAGUAUGUCAUAUUCCAAAUUCACCAUAUGAGGGUAAUCAAAUAUCCAUGACUUCUAUUACAUGAACAAAAUAACAAAACCAUAAACGAGAAAAAAAAAACAAAAGAAAAACUUAGAUUACGAUCUUAUUCUCACCUUCAACAAGAGAAAAACUAUCUGUACAUCUUUCUCCAAAAAAGAGGUCCACGCCGAUUUAUUAUUUAUGCAGGUUUCUGGAAUCGAGUUUUUCAAGAAGGCGAAAUCCGUGAGGCUGAAAAGCCAUCACAACAAAUUCCUGACGGCCGAUUCAGACGAGGAGCACGUGAUCCAAGACCGAUCGGGUUCCAAAAAAUCGGUGAAAUGGACGGUAGAAUUCGUGGAAGGAUCGGAAGAAGUGAUACGUUUGAAGAGCUGCUAUGGCAGGUACCUGAAGGCCGAGGAUGAGGAGUUCCUCCUGGGCGUGACGGGCAGAAAGGUCGUCCAAUCCCUGCCGAGGAAGCUCGACUCCUCCGUGGAGUGGGAGCCCGUGCGAGACGGCAUGCUGGUGAAGCUGAAGACGCGCUACGGCAACUAUCUGCGCGCCAACGGGGGCCUGCCCCCCUGGCGCAACUCCAUCACUCACGACAUCCCUCACAGGCACCACGGCUGGAUCCUCUGGGAGGUGGACGUGGUCGAGAUUAGGCCUGAGUCGCCGCCUAAGAUGGAGGCGAAGACGCCACACGAGUUGGAGAGAUCGAGCUCCAUGGACUUGGAGGAUGAGGAUUUGAGCUCUACUUCUUUCCAUCUCACCUCACCGGAUCACGUGGCUGGUGAAGAUCAUUACGGGAGGAAAUCGGAAGGAAGGAUGAUAUAUUACAAGGUGGUUGACGAGGAUGGGAAUUUCAGCGCCGGGGAGGAGGAGUCGUUUCAUUUUAAAGGCCACGGGCUGGAGGAGUUGGCGGAGAAGUUGGAGGACGUAACAGGGUUGGAGGACAUAAUCGUGUGUUCUAGAAACAUCGUAAAUGGGAAGCUGUAUCCACUUAGGUUGGCGCUGCCUCCCAACAAUGCCACUAUGCAUGUUGUUGUAGUUCCACCCACAUCCACAGUGGCGAGUGAGUUCCUGCCACCAUGCGGCUAAGAAGCCAAACACUUUGCUCGUAUAUUGUUAGUAGAUAGUCAACUUUUGGCAUGGCGCACAUGUAGAGAUGUGUAUUCGUUUAUUCGUGUUAUGGAACCGUAAUAUAUAGCUGCAAAGAUAUACAUAUGAGAGUAUCCAAUGCGUUUAGGACUAGAGGAAAUUUGUAUUUUUGGCAAUAUUAAUUACUACUGGAACUAAUGUUAACUAUUUCCACAAUCA